CAUUUCAUUCUCCUACUUGACCUCCAUUCCAUCCAUCCUCAUAUUCCCCUCCCAUACUUCAUCCUAACAUCCUUAUCAUCGCAUAUCCUUUCCCCAUCCCAUUUAUCUCUCUAUCGUUCUCUCUUAUCUCAACUGUCCCACUAAAAUAGACCAUCAGACUCCAACUCAACAUGAUCAGUUCAGCUCGUAUCCUUCGUCAACGUAUUCUCCCCACUUCAUCCCAUCUCAGUCAUACAAACAUCCCACGUCUACUCCCACCCAUCCUACGAUACCCAGUAGGUCCACCAUCCAAACGAUAUGCUUCGUUUGCCGUCCCUAAUUCUGGAUUGGACAGUGUUCCUUCUCCAGCUGAAGGAAAAGGAGUACCGGCUGUAGGAGGAAGUAAAGGUAAAGUUUGGGAUAAUGCCGAUGAAGCUGUUGCGGAUAUAAAACCUGGUAGUUUGUUACUUUCUGCUGGAUUCGGUCUCUGUGGAACAGCAGAAACUAUCAUCGCCGCUCUUCUAACCCAUCCCCACAUCAAAGAUCUCACUGGAGUUUCGAAUAAUGCCGGAGACGGAGUAUAUGGUCUCGCACCGAUGGUAAAGAAUGGUCAGAUCAAGAAAAUGAUUCUCUCUUACGUUGGGACGAACAAAGGAUUGGGAGAUUCGUAUUUGCGUGGAGAUACCAUGCUGGAGUUAUCCCCUCAAGGGACUAUUGCUGAGAGGUUGCGGGCUGCUGCUGCGGGAAUGCCGGGGUUUUACACUAGGACAGGGGCUGGAACUCUGAUCGAAACUGGAGGAAUUGCCCAAUUGUGGUCUAAACCCGACGCAGAAGGAAAACAACACGUUCUCGUUCCAGGUGUCAGUAAAGAGGUCCACGAGUUUGAUGGAAAGCGAUAUCUUUUCGAACCUGCUAUCAGAGGAGAUGUAGCCAUUUUAAGAGCAUGGAAAGCAGACAAAGCUGGAAAUUGUGUUUUCCGAUACACCACCAGAGCUUUUGCUGGUCUUUGUGCCCGAGCCGCUAAAUUGACCAUCGUCGAAGCUGAAAACAUUGUCGAAGUCGGAGAACUCGGACCCAUGGAAAUUGAUCUACCAGGCAUUUACGUCGACCGUGUCGUGCGUGCGACAGUGCAAAAGAAGAUCGAACUUUUGACGACUCGUGAUGACGACAAACCACCCACACCGCCCGCCUCGCCAACACCUUCCGGGUCAUCCUCGACGAUAUCCGAUGAUGUGCCGAGUAAGAGCGCAGGCAAAUUGAGACGAGAGAAAAUCGCUCGUCGUGCCGCGAAAGAACUGAAAGAUGGCUAUUAUGUCAAUCUGGGUGUUGGGAUGCCAGUGUUGGCGGCUAAUUAUCUGCCACCAGGGACGAAUGUGUGGUUACAGAGUGAGAAUGGGAUUUUGGGAAUGGGACCUUAUCCCACUAGAGAUCAGGUGGAUGCGGAUGUCGUCAAUGCCGGUAAAGAGACAGUCACCCUCGUUCCUGGUGCUUCGGUCUUUGAUUCUUCCGAGAGCUUCGGGAUGAUUCGUGGUGGUCACAUUGAUGUGUCUAUCUUGGGAGCUAUGGAGGUUUCUCAGAAUGGUGAUUUGGCAAACUACAUGAUCCCCGGUAAACUCGUCAAAGGAAUGGGAGGAGCCAUGGACUUAGUUUCCAAUCCAGACGAAACGAUGAUAAUCGUAGUCACCGAUCAUGUGGACAAGUACGGUCAAUCAAAAAUCAAAGCAGACUGUUCAUUGCCUCUUACAGGAGUACGAUGUGUAAGUAGGAUCAUAACUGAUCUCGCUGUCUUCGAUGUGGAUAGGAUCAAUGGUGGAAUGACUUUGAUCGAAUUGGCCGAUGGUGUGACAUUGGAGGAAGUAAAAGAGAAGACGGGAUGUGGUUUUGCUGUUGCUGAGACGUUGGGAAAGUAUUAGGUGGUGAGGAACAGUAUUAGGUGUGAUCUAGAAAAGUUAGAUUUGUCGCAUUGGGUAUAAGGCAUGAAUAGUGUUUCUACUUCUGA
This is a messenger RNA of Tremella mesenterica DSM 1558, 1978 nucleotides long. RefSeq lists its product as uncharacterized. The record is from RefSeq and is a predicted model, not a curated record. The transcript has 6 exons. Gene Ontology annotation, biological process: ketone body catabolic process. NCBI's taxonomy places the organism in Eukaryota, Fungi, Basidiomycota, Tremellomycetes, Tremellales, Tremellaceae. The coding region runs from base 171 to 1892 and encodes 573 amino acids. Gene Ontology annotation, molecular function: succinyl-CoA:3-oxo-acid CoA-transferase activity.